Molecule: messenger RNA, 1940 nt
Organism: Apis laboriosa (Himalayan honeybee)
Lineage: Eukaryota; Metazoa; Arthropoda; Insecta; Hymenoptera; Apidae
Gene: Crk
Product: adapter molecule Crk
Exons: 3
Coding region: 1027-1896 (289 amino acids)
Molecular function (GO): protein binding
Source: RefSeq, a predicted model, not a curated record
GAAUAUAAUUUAAAUAAAAAAUUUUAAUUUCUUUAUUAUAAAGAAGAGAACAAAAAAACGAAUGAAACUGAAAAUAUUUUGUGGCGGCAUCUAUUUCCUUUCAAUCGUCUCGCUGAAAAGUAUUUUCAUUAAGAAAAUAUAACAGGAAGUGAAAUAAUUAUUACACAAAAAAAGUGAUAAUAUUUUCUUAAAAAAGAAUAAAUAUAUCAUAAAUUUAAGUGCAAUGUGCUGAUUUUCAUUUUAAAAAGAGAAUAUUCUAAGAAUGUACUAUUGACAGUAUAUAUAAGUAAAUUAUUUUGAUUACUGAUUAUAUACAAUUUCUAGAAAAUAACGGAUUAAUGGAAUUGUCAAUAUUGUUAUUAUCAAUUGAUAGUUGAGUUGUCAGUGAGAAAAAAAUGAUUAAAAAAAAAGAAUGAUAAUAAAAAAUACUGACAAAUGCAAUGUGACGCUACCAUAUUCAUUAUGUAGAUAUUUGCUGCUAAUAAGAAGUUUUUGAAAAAAAUGCAAAUCUGUUUGAAUUUCAACGAAUUGAAUACAUUCAAAAAAAUAGAUAUAUAUAUUGGAAAGUUAUAGAUGAAAUAUUUGUUCCGCAUAUACAUAUUAUAAGUAGUAGUUAUAGUAGUAAAUAGAUAAUAUACAUAAUAAUAUUACUAAUUUUCAUAUGCUGUGUUCAAAUUGCAUUAAUAUAAAAGUUCUAUAUGAUAACAAUUUUUCUCUCGAAUAGAAAAUUCUUUUAGCAAUACUGAUUGCUAGAAGAAAAAUGGCUUUGUAAGAAUCAUGAUAGAGAAUUUAAUGAUAUUUAAAGUAAUAGAAAAAAAAAGGUUAGAAUUGUUGAAGGAAACUUAGGGACUUUUAAUUUGAAUUUAUAACAUUGGAUGUGUGGAAUGUGAAGAUUUAGUACCACUAAUUCUCGCAUGGUGUACUCAAGUCGCAUUAAUGUAUAUAACUUUAUGUGACGUCACCUUUUCCCUACGGUAGGGAAUUCUUCUGGCAACGCUGCCGAUUAGUCGAUUACUUGCUAAAACAAUGGCUGCUACUUUCGAUCAAUAUGACAAGUCCAGUUGGUAUUUUGGUGCAAUGUCACGACAAGAUGCCUCGGAUUUACUUAUGGGUGAGAAAGAAGGUGGCGUAUUCUUAGUACGUGACAGCACAUCAAUACAAGGAGAUUUUGUUCUAUGUGUACGAGAAGACAGCAAGGUUAGCCAUUAUAUUAUAAAUAAAAUUCAACAGGGUGACCAAAUACGUUAUCGGAUUGGAGAUCAAACAUUUCCUGAUAUUCCCAACCUUUUGGCUUUUUACAAAUUACAUUAUUUGGACACAACGCCAUUGAUCAGGCCUGCACCUAAAAGAACACAGAGGGUAGUAGCAAAGUAUGAUUUUGAGGGCAAUGAUCCUGAUGAUUUACCUUUUAGAAAAGGAGAAAUUCUUACAAUUAUAUCAAAAGAUGAAGAGCAAUGGUGGACUGCUAGAAAUGCUCUAGGUCAAACUGGUUCAGUUCCAGUUCCAUAUGUUCAAAAGUAUGAAGAAGACAAUCACCCUGUGAUUGAAAAUAAUUCACGUCCAGAAAGUGGAGGAAGUUCAACUAUAAAUUCUACUAUAAAUUCAGUUCAAAUUUCUGCUUCUCAAAUGUCUUAUCCAGAAAGUGGACAAGGGACCACUCGUAGAUCGAAUAUUCAGAGAACAUUACCUGCUUUUGCAAAAGUAAAACAAGCAAGAGUACCAAAUGCAUAUGAUAAAACUGCUCUAAAAUUAGAAGUUGGAGAUGUGAUAAAAGUUACAAAGACUAAUAUAAAUGGUCAAUGGGAAGGUGAAUUGCAUGGCAAGGUUGGCCAUUUUCCAUUCACACAUGUUGAAUUUGUAGAUAAUGAGACUGGAGAAGACAAUCAAGAAAUUUAACGGAAGUCUUCCAUUGAAUAAAGAAAUUAAUUUGAAUAGUUUUA